AUGUCAGCUUCAUUUGGGCGACUCCAAGCUUCUGUGGCUACCGCGACACAGGAGGUUACUCUCGCGGCCGCCAACAUCAACUUCGACUUCACGCUCGUAAAAUACGAGGCACCAAAGGAGUUCCAGCCUCUAGGGGAGCUUCUGACAUGGAAAAGAAAACAUGAGGCGGAAAAUGGCAGAUCUCAUAUCACCGCACGCCGUCUCGGAGCCUUGUUCGAUGGCGUUUGCCCAAAUACCCCGAAUCUCAUCAAGGCAUAUGGGACACGAGUUGCAGAAGUCUCGAAGCAAGCAGUCGAUAACGAGCCCAAAGAGUACCGGGAUUCCAUCUUUUCAGCGUACACCGGUGUGGAUGGGACUUCGAUUUGGGCAGCAGCUACCUCAUCGAAGACGGCAAUCCAUGUCCACAUGCUAGCUUGCAUGCUGGCAGAGUUUUGGGGUCCCAAUGAAGCAGUCUCUAUAUGGGAGGAGCUUGUUGCCGAAAGAAGGAAGGAUAUUACCAUUCGUGUUGAGCGGGGAGAAUACAUGCACAUCGCCCUCGCUGCUGCGGCACAACAGGACAUCUUACGACAAGAUCUAGCCGUCUUGGAUGCGAGCGCCCGGGCGUGGACCCAGACAGCUAGGGCAGUGAUGCGUGUCAAGUACACACAGCUCAAACUAAUCUUGAAGAAUCUCGACACCUUUGUCCAUGAAAAGACGGAUGUAUUCAGUGGAGUGACUGAGGCAUGGAAGCUUACAUUAGAAACAAUGGAGAAGCUUGUAUCUGGAAUACCACAAGAAGCUCGCCUCGGAGCAGCGUUACUGGGCAUAUCAGCCUGGCACAUCUAUCCAGACAUUCACGUAUUUGGGGUAAGGAAUGUGGAAGUUCAAAUGAACGAUCCUCUGGUACAGAAAGGGGGGAUCCUGUCGCUCGGUUGCUCCCCGUCAGAUUCACAUCCCGGUGUGCAUUGGUCUCUCUGUCUCAACCACUUCAAGUUCUACGGCUCUUCCGUGCAAAGGGAGCAAACCUUGCAAGAAAAUCACAAUAUGGUACCAUUUCGGAAUUUUCAUCAUGCAGUUGUUGGAGCAAUCUUAAGCAAGUGGGAGACAUCAACCGAGGAUAUUUCUACGGGCCUUCAAGUCUUUAUGAGUCUUUGUUCACUCAUGUCUGCAGAAAGUCCUAGCAUUGCGGCCGUGCUUAAAACAACUAAAAUAGCGGUACAAGAGUGCCUAGAUGAUCCCACUACCCGAACAUUCCUCGACUAUGGGCGACGGAAAUCGCAGUUUCUCUCUCUCUACGGAGCAGUGACUGAAGCAACGGAAGCCCCAGUGCCCGAGUGA
This is a messenger RNA of Clonostachys solani, 1317 nucleotides long. Lineage: Eukaryota; Fungi; Ascomycota; Sordariomycetes; Hypocreales; Bionectriaceae. The record is from the annotation of a GenBank genome assembly.